Molecule: messenger RNA, 1610 nt
Organism: Durusdinium trenchii
Lineage: Eukaryota; Dinophyceae; Suessiales; Symbiodiniaceae
Source: the annotation of a GenBank genome assembly
GCACCGGUUGGUUGGUGCAUCCUUGCCCUACAGUUACUUCCCCGUUCGUGCGCGGCCGCAAUGGGGCUUUGAUCCAGUACCACGCUCUCGCGACUGCCCAACAUUCUGGGGCGAUCUCACAUCAUGCUGCCAGAGUCAGACACCAAUGAGAUCUCUGACGUGUGCAGUUCCACCUGCGAGUCGGAAGGUCCUGUGCGAGAACGGCUGGUGAACAAGAAGUUCUUGGCAGCGGCGCUGGGCAACUGGUUGGAAUGGUAUGACUUUGGGGUUUAUGCUGCUGUGCCUGACAUCUUGGGGGCGCACUUCUUUCCUCAAAGCGACCCAUCAGUUCAGAUCAUGCACUCCUUCAUGGCCUUCGCUGCCGGCUACCUCACACGCCCCGUGGGUGGAGUUCUCAUCGGCACCCUGGGGGACACGGUCGGGCGCAAAUGCGCUCUAUGGACGUCCAUGUUGUUGAUGAUGUGUCCCACCGUCUUCAUUGGCUGCUUGCCCACCUAUGCGCAGAUUGGUGGUCUCUCUACCGCUCUGCUGGUGGGCCUGCGUCUCCUACAGGGCAUCGCCGUUGGAGGCGAGUACGUGAGCGCACUGGUCUUCAGCAUGGAACAUGCCCGCUCGGGGCAGAAGACAGUCUCUGGUGCGCUAAUGUCCAUCUCAGUGGCUUUGGGCACCUUCAGUGGCUUUGGCGUGGUAAGUCUUCUGCAGUGGCUCCUGAGUGAAGCGCAGAUGCAGAGCUUCGGCUGGCGCAUUUGCUUCUGGCUGGGUCUGGUCGUGGGAGUGGUCGGGCUCUUCUUGCGAAGCCAGGUCUCGGAGCCAGAGGAAUAUAUGGAGGCCAGGCAGGUUGGACAGCUGGUGCAGCAUCCCUUGUGGUCGCUCGGGCAGAAGCACUGGGACUCGGUGCUUUUGAUGGUGGGCACUCAAGCCAUCACCCCAGCUGCCUGGUACCAAAAUUUUAUUUGGAUCCUUCAACUCUAUGAGGGAAAGAUGUCGCAUCAGAAACCCAUUCUGGGAGCUGCUGAACUGAACACUGCCAUGCAACUGGCGCCUUCCAUGCUGGUGUUAUUCAUCGCUUUCUUUCGGAGCAACUUCGAUUUCAGCUGUUCAGUCCGCUUGGGAAUGAUCUGGUGGUACAAGGGCUUACUGUACCACAAUUUUUCCAUCAACUGGCAAGGGUGCAGCGCACAUUGAGGCUGGCACUCUGUGCCCUUCCAGGCUACUGGCUGGUGUCCCUCCGUGGCUUUUGGUCCGCCCUGGGCGCUCAAGCACUCUUCGCCUUGGGUGCAGGAUUCGUAGCCUGGGGGAAUCCCUUCCUCAUGCACAGCUCCUUUCCGGUUCAAGUGCGGGUGGUGGCCAUGGGCGUGAGCUACAACCUGGCUGCGGCCAUCUUCGGAGGGCCCACGCCCUAUAUUUGUUCGCAGCUUCUGGUUCAUUGGGGCGUCUUGGCUCCCGCGCUGUGGCUUUUGUUUGUCUCACUGUUGUCAUUUUCCUGCAUGCUGGUGCUGCAAUGUCGGCAAGACCGGAUCAGAUUAACAGGCCAGUAAUGUACAGGUACCUGCUUCCGCUGUUUGCGGAGGGGCAGUCCGCAGAAGUAAAGACUAAAAGCAUGUUUGCUG